AGAAUUUACGACAUAAACAUAACGAUCGACUCAUUUACGAUAAAAUAAAAGCAUGGAGUUAGACCAGACUAGUGAUUCUGAAAGUAAUGACUCUGAUACGGAGUUACAAAUUGCUUUUGCAAAAGGAGAGUUAAAACCUGGUUUGAACAUACCAACAGCAGCUCCAAAACAGUUCAUCAAUAAUGUUGCUGGCAUGCAACAGAAGCUUGCUGAGAUAAAGUCUUCACUGGGCUGGAUUGAGAGACUUGAUCUGACAGUAAAGGAUGGCAAGUCUACCCAGGCCUUAGAGGAGGCAGAGGGACAGGUUCAUGAUGACUUCAAGCGGGAAAUGAUUUUUUACACACAGGCCCAACAGGCUAUCCUAAAAGGUUUGAAUAAUCUUCAUCAGUUAGGAAUACCUACAAAAAGACCAGAUGAUUACUUUGCACAGAUGAUUAAGUCUGACAACCAUAUGAAAAAGAUCAGGGAGCGGUUACUUUCAAAACAAAUGGGAAUGGAAAGGUCAGAAAAAGCAAAGAAAUUACGAGAGCUCAGGAAAGUUGGUAAAAAGGUCCAAGUAGAUGUUAUACAAAAGAGACAUAAAGAAAAGCGAGAAAUGUUAGAAGCAGUUAAAAAAUAUAAAAAAGGUAAACAAGAUGCACUGGACUUCCUGAAUGCAGAUGAUGGUCCAAAGCAAGGCAAGAAACCAAAACCAGGAGCUCCAGCAAAGAAAGAUGAUUUCAAGCCAGGAAAGAAAAGAGAGUACAAAAAUAAAAAGUUUGGAUAUGGUGGCCAGAAAAAGCGUUCAAAGUACAACACUAAAGAGAGUGCUGCUGAUCUGUCUGGCUUUAGCAGUAAGAAACAUGCAACUAGGCCUGGUAAACUAGAGAAAAAGAAAAUGUCCAACAAAAACAAGCGACCUGGUAAACAAAGGCGUCAAGCUUCUAAGAACAAGAGGUGAUAUGGAUAGGCUCAACAAGUUGACUACUGAGGGAGAGAGAAAAUAACAAUAGUUUAUUGGAUUACAGAGAUUUUAAUUUUACCAACAUCAAAGUAUUUGAUCAAUCACAGACAUACAACAUGUAAAAGACACAUCAAUGAUGUUUUGGCUUGAUAUGAGUACUGAACAUUAUGAACUAAGAAUAAUAUUGCAUAAAUUGAGCAUCCAAUAAGCUCAAACUCAAAUCAGAAGUUCAAGUCAACUUUUUCAAUGAAUAUCUUCUGUAUUUGAUAUUGGGUUAAGAUGUUUCAUAUUUUCUCUUAUAAUUUCAUAAUCUCUAUUACCGUAUGUACAGUUUCUUAGAAUAUCUCUUAAUGAAUAAACAAAAACAAAUUAUGUAUGUUUUCAUAUUUUUAUUAUUUAAGUAUAUAUUUAAUUGAACACUAAGUUCUAGUUUGCAAUAACAAUUGCAACGAAUGUCUUUGCUUUCUUUCUCAGAUUUUAUAGAAAUAAUAUCUGCAAAAAGAAAGCAUUGGUUCUGUUAUGAAUCAAUUGAA
This is a messenger RNA of Owenia fusiformis, 1476 nucleotides long. Lineage: Eukaryota; Metazoa; Annelida; Polychaeta; Sabellida; Oweniidae. The record is from the annotation of a GenBank genome assembly.